Molecule: messenger RNA, 1425 nt
Organism: Ricinus communis (castor bean)
Lineage: Eukaryota; Viridiplantae; Streptophyta; Magnoliopsida; Malpighiales; Euphorbiaceae
Product: fasciclin-like arabinogalactan protein 12
Exons: 1
Coding region: 474-1247 (257 amino acids)
Source: RefSeq, a predicted model, not a curated record
UGAAAGUAGUGAACCGAAUUAUGCGUUUUCUUCAGCUGAAAUGUCACUGAUGAAUAUGAGACACUCUCGAGUAAUACAGCAAUACGUCCUAAAUGAUUCACAAACAUCAUUUCGACAAUCAUUUACAUCUUUUUCCUGCUUUCCAAAGCAAACUAGUGACUUGCUGCAACAGCAUUUUACCCUUCUCCAUUGACAUCCUCCACCUUUUGAGGCAAGACAAGGUAACUAGCAACUAUAGUUUUUUUUUUUUUUUCUUUGUAGCUAGACACUUGCGUUUUACAUAUAGAUAUGUCAAAAUGACUUUGUUUAUUUACUAGCAAUCCAAUUAUAUAUUGUAACUAAAAAUUGCACAUGGCACCUAAUUUCGUUUCCUCUCUACCAUCAUAAAAACCCUCCUUAACCCCUCUUUACAGAUAUCAAACACUUAAUUGUGCAUUAACAUUCUUGCUUCACUUCUCCAACACUGCCCAAAAAUGCAACCAACAUUUUUCACACUGUUACUUCUUUUUCUCUUCCUCCAGUGUACCAUCACACUUUCUCAGCCGCCAGCCCCAUCACCAGUAGCAGCACCUCCAGCACAGUCACCGGCCCAGGCACCAGCAAAACACCCACCACACCAUCCUCACAGCUCUCCCCCGCCACCAGAACCUGCAGACAUCAUUCAAGUCCUCCUAAAGGCUAGCCAUUUCACCUCCUUUGCUCGGCUUAUAAAGGCGACUCAUGUUGAUUACCAGUUAACUGCCCAACUUAACAGCUCUAGUGAUGGUAUAACCAUGUUUGCCCCAACAGAUGCUGCCUUUUCGAAUCUUAGAGAAAGCGCUCUCAGCUCUUUAAAUGACAAAGAAAAGGUUGCAUUUGUUCAGUUUCAUAUAUUACCGAGAUUUCUCUCAACUUCUGAUUUCCAAACUCUGAGUAAUCCGAUAAAAACGUUGGCAGGGUCAGAUAGUCGAUAUCCAAUGACUAUAACAACAACUGAUAGUUCAGUAAAUAUAAGUACAGGACUUACAGAAACAAGUAUUGCUAACACUGUAUACAGUGAUAAUAGAACAGUUGUUGUCUAUGAGAUUGACAAGGUUCUACUCCCUAAAUACCUCUUUCCACCUGCUGCAGCGCCGGCAGCGGCAGCCAAUGCAUCAGCAGAGAGUCCUGAAAUUGCUAAAGAGGCUUCUGGUGCAAUCAGGUCUGUUUUGCAAUACAAUUCUGUGGUACUUGGAGUUGGCAUUUUUGCUGUAAUCUUUUGUUUAUGACACCAAAAGUGUCUGUUUUCUUCUAUGGUUCUUUAUAUGAUUUUUGGGGGGUCGCAUUGAGCAGUGUUUAUCAGCAACAAGGUGAGUUGUUUUGAAAUAAUUUCUUAUAUAUAUAUAUGUCACCACUACUGUUUUGUGAUUAAGAUUGAAUUGGAAAUUUUCAGAUUCUAUUUCUUUU